AUGUCUGGCUUCUUCACAAAUGAGACAGAACAAGCUUUCAAAUUCCAUAAACUCUUGCAGCAGCGCAACAUCGACCUAAGGGCCAUAACAAUUGACAGCAGCAACUACACCACUGAUAGUGAUAUGCAGUACAAAGGCUUCCACUAUGCAAUUGCUGAAGUCAAGAAUGAGAUAGGGUUUACAAAGGCCCAACCCCACAUGCAAGUCCUUUCAUAUUAUAUACAUUCCAUGACCUCUUUCUCAAAGGAGAAGCCUGCAUUUAAAUUUCCCUGUAUAGCAAUCACACUCUUCAGGUCACACAUUGAUUUCUCAACUGCUGUUUGA
Messenger RNA from Suillus plorans, 324 nucleotides. RefSeq lists its product as uncharacterized. The transcript has 2 exons. Lineage: Eukaryota; Fungi; Basidiomycota; Agaricomycetes; Boletales; Suillaceae. Bases 1 to 324 code for a protein of 107 amino acids. The record is from RefSeq and is a predicted model, not a curated record.